This is a messenger RNA of Schistocerca serialis cubense, 2351 nucleotides long. RefSeq names its product nose resistant to fluoxetine protein 6-like. NCBI's taxonomy places the organism in Eukaryota, Metazoa, Arthropoda, Insecta, Orthoptera, Acrididae. Bases 1 to 2223 code for a protein of 740 amino acids. The record is from RefSeq and is a predicted model, not a curated record. The transcript has 15 exons. Gene Ontology annotation, molecular function: acyltransferase activity, transferring groups other than amino-acyl groups.
AUGUGGCGCUUGACGGUUCUCGCGGUUCUGGCUGUGGCGGCCGCGGCGGCGGAGAACGCCUUCCUGGCGCAGGAGUCGCUGCUGUACGCUCUGGCCGCAGCCGCGCCGCCGGGCGCCUCCAACUCCUCCUGCAGCGGACAGCUCUCACAGCUGCGGGUCGCCGCCGACCGCAGACACGUCUGGGCGCUCAAGAUGCUGGACGCAAGUGGCACUCCUGGAGCAGCUUUUCUGUGGGGCAACAACUACUGGCUUGGGUCCAGAUCUCAAUGUGAAACCAUUCCACUUCGUGAACCACUGGUGCUUUCCAGAGAUCUACCGAAGCCACCUCUCGCGUGGCCACCUUACCCAAUACACUUCUCAGUCGCCUCGUUUAGGCACAAUGCAACACUUCAAGUCCAUGUCGGUUUGCCCAAUGAGGAUUUGAUAGUAGUUGGACUGUGCCUGCCUGCCUCAUGUCCUGCAAAGGAGGUAGCUGAACUGCUGGAUGCAGCAUUCCUUUCAAAUCCUAUAUACAUCCAGAAGAUGUACAACAUGAGCUUCAGUCGAGUCCAGGUGGAAUCACUAAAGGAAGAUGACUCAUGGGUGUCAGAACAAACAUUUGUUACUGUUGAGGUACUGUUGACAUUUGUAGCGGUAAUCGUGAUUCUGGGUACAGCAUAUGAUGUCAUUAUUUGGCAGCCUCAUCUGAGAGAAAUAACAGCACAUGGCACAUCCCAGAAAACAAAAGUCCACAGUGUUAAAGAGAACAUGGAGGUAGCCAUCACCAACCCUAAAAUACGUGAAAACAAUAAUGAUAAUAGUUACAGCAACAACUACAGUGAGAAAACUGAUUGUUACACAAGAAAAUCAACAUCUUCCACAAGAGAGAAAAUUGUGCAGGGGCUUGGGCCGCUGAAUAGCAUCUUAGUAUGUUUCUCCAUAUAUUCCAAUGUACCCAUAAUACUCGACACCCAACUUGGUAGUGACUCUGUCCCAGCAAUACAUGGCCUGCGAUUCAUGGGUAUGGGUUGGAUCAUCAUGGUGCACACUGUUUUCUAUCUCAGUGAUUAUGCCGAUAAUAAACCACAAGCUUUUUACUUGUCAGAAGGUUUCAUGGUGCAGGUGGUCAGUAAUUCUACUCUUUCAGUAGACACAUUUUUCUUCCUCAGUGGGUUCCUGGUUUCAUAUCUGUAUUAUCAAGGGAAACAAGGAAAGAAACCCUCACAAGAGACAUGUGGAAGCAAAAUUGUGGAGUUUAUCACCAUGGUUCUACGAAGAAUUAUUAGGUUGACACCAGCAUAUAUGGCAGUGAUUGGAAUUGCCAUACUUAAUAUGAAAUGGCACAGCCAGAAAACUUUGUUCCAUAUGACAGAGAGAGCAGAUGUUAUUUGUCCGAAGUACUGGUGGCGGAAUUUGCUUUACAUCAAUAAUCUGUUUGACAGGGAAGAAAUGUGUUUGUCCUGGAGUUGGUACUUAUCCAAUGAUAUGCAAUUUUUUAUAAUUGCAAGUUUCCUUCUCAUUCUCUCUAGCAGCUACUUCUUGCUGAGUGCUAUUAUUCUGGGAUCACUAAUUGUUGCUUCAUCAGCAGUAACUUUCUACUCAUCAUAUAUCAACAGUUAUAUUCCUGUGUUAGAUCAACAAUUUGCAAUGCUUAGUACCUUGUACGAUCCACCUUGGACGCGCAUUGGACCACAUCUAGUUGGAGUAGCUACUGGCUACAUUGUUAUUUAUUUGAAAGGGAAGCUCAUACUGAAGAAGAGAACACUGCUAAUGGCAUGGCUUCUAGGAUCCACUUUCAAUGUGAUCACAUUAUUUGGUCUCUACAAUCGUAAUAUCCCGGUUAUUGCAGCAGCACUUUAUGUGGCUCUAAGUAGAACUGCAUGGGCACUGGGAAUCUCAUGGAUCAUAAUAGCAUGCUGCACAAACAAUGCUGGCAUCAUCAACUCUAUAUUAUCGUUUAGAGGAUGGAUACCACUCAGCCGUUUAACGUACUGUGUUUACCUCCUGAACCCACUGCUUAUGAAUUCCAUGUACCUAGACAGCGAAACUGCCAUGCAUGUCGAGUUUUUACCUCUGGCUGCUUACUUCUUUGGCCAUGUAGGUGUGUCUUUCUUUUGUGCAUUUGUUUUAUCCCUGACUUUUGAGACUCCAAACGUCCUGUUAAUGAGGUGGCUCUUGGGAUGCAGAAGUAAGAACCAGAAAGCAAAUGCAAGAGCUAAGGACUGUAAAGCUACCUCAGUGUAGUAUCGACUGAUUAAUGUGUAGUUCCUGCUAGUCAAGUUGUGAUUUAAUUUAGUAUUGCUUAGAUAUUAAAGCUGUUUUAAAAUCACUUCCCAUUUUUUAUAACUAGUGAAAUUGUAAACCAUGUGCAU